AUGUCAGCUUCAGAGCUCGACACUCUGCAUCCGAAGCCAAUACAAACGCAGCAGCCUGUUCUGCAUAUUGUAGUUGGCUCAACCAAUGCUGCAAAGCUACGAGCUGCUCGAACCGCUUGUUCACAGAUAUUUUCUACCCAUUCAGUUAUUGUCGAGGGUUUAUCUGUGCCCAGCGGAGUUGCUGCCCAACCCCUAUCAGACAAUGAAACUAUACGAGGAGCUGAAAACAGAGCAAAGGCUUCGUUAUGCGCUAGGCCUCAAUCGGACUACGCUUUAGGGAUUGAAGGAGGAAUCCACCAGAUCGGUGAUCGAUGGUUUGAGUCUGGAUGGAUAGCUGUCCUGAGUAACAAAGGGGAAAUGGGUUUAGCAUCAAGUGGUCGUUUUGAACUUUCUAAAAAGAUCAUGUCAAAGAUUCUUACUGGUCAAGAGCUUGCAGAGGUCAUAGAUGAACUCUCAGGCUUAAAAGAUGUGCGAUCGAAUUCUGGUGCCAUGGGACUCAUUAGUAACGGACUAAUUCAAAGAGAUGACAUGUAUGUAUCUGGAGUUAUUUUUGCAUUUGGACCAUUUGUAUCUGAGCCCUAUCUAUGGGAUAAAUAAACCAGGCCAAUGCGUUGCAAAAUGUU
This is a messenger RNA of Batrachochytrium dendrobatidis JAM81, 623 nucleotides long. RefSeq lists its product as uncharacterized. The coding region runs from base 1 to 597 and encodes 198 amino acids. Gene Ontology annotation, biological process: thiamine metabolic process. The transcript is spliced from 4 exons. Gene Ontology annotation, molecular function: ribonucleoside triphosphate phosphatase activity. NCBI's taxonomy places the organism in Eukaryota, Fungi, Chytridiomycota, Chytridiomycetes, Rhizophydiales. The record is from RefSeq and is a predicted model, not a curated record.